AUUUUGCCUUUUCCUUUGACUUUGCCCUCCAGCCCUUCCUUCACAUACAUCAAAGAAGAAAGUUUUAAGAGCAAGGGUAUCUUUAAUUCAGGCUGAAAUUUCCUGACACUGUGAUCUCACUGGUGUUUAUUACAGAGUUUGACAUACAUGGGUUCAUUUGCCAUUUAUUUUUCCCUGUAGGAGUGGAUCAUGAAGGAAAUAAAAAUUUCUCUUUUAUUAUGCUGAGAACUUUCCCAACAAUUUCUGCUAUGACCACCUUCCAGGAGUUUUCUAGUCACCAGAUGCCUUGGUAAAGUUCAAUACGUAAUCUUUGGCUCUGAAAGCUGUUCCUGGACAAAAUCUGAGCUAACUCACUGAAGAAUCAACAGAUUGAGGCAACCAUCCGGUAGCCGAAAGGUAAAUGAGGCUUCAAGUUGGGCGGCGGGCAACGAACUUGACAGAACCUCGAAACUCUGCAGAUCCGCCGCCCAACCCAGCCGCCAGCUCCCCGUGACUUCCGCUUUCGGUCUCAACUCCUCUCCCUGAGGAGAGUGGUUUAAACGGUGAAGGCUGCGGGGCGUCGCCGGAAGUGUCGUAAACGUCGGAUAUCCGGUUCUUCUGGGCGCUAAGGGAGCUGACGGAGAGGGCCACCGCCCAGCAAUAGACGGUGCCUCAGCCUGCCGAGCUGCAGUUUCCGUGGUGUGAGUGAGUCCGGGCCCGUGUCCCCUCUCCCGCCGCCGCCAUGGGCUGCACGUUGAGCGCCGAAGACAAGGCGGCAGUGGAGCGAAGCAAGAUGAUCGACCGCAAUUUACGGGAGGACGGGGAAAAAGCGGCCAAAGAAGUGAAGCUGCUGCUACUCGGUGCUGGAGAAUCUGGUAAAAGUACCAUUGUGAAACAGAUGAAAAUCAUUCAUGAGGAUGGCUAUUCAGAGGAUGAAUGUAAACAAUAUAAAGUAGUUGUCUACAGCAAUACUAUACAGUCCAUCAUUGCAAUCAUAAGAGCCAUGGGACGGCUAAAGAUUGACUUUGGGGAAGCUGCCAGGGCAGAUGAUGCCCGGCAAUUAUUUGUUUUAGCUGGCAGUGCUGAAGAAGGAGUCAUGACUCCAGAACUAGCAGGAGUGAUUAAACGGUUAUGGCGAGAUGGUGGGGUACAAGCUUGCUUCAGCAGAUCCAGGGAAUAUCAGCUCAAUGAUUCUGCUUCAUAUUAUCUAAAUGAUCUGGAUAGAAUAUCCCAGUCUAACUACAUUCCAACUCAGCAAGAUGUUCUUCGGACGAGAGUGAAGACCACAGGCAUUGUAGAAACACAUUUCACCUUCAAAGACCUAUACUUCAAGAUGUUUGAUGUAGGUGGCCAAAGAUCAGAACGAAAAAAGUGGAUUCACUGUUUUGAGGGAGUGACAGCAAUUAUCUUCUGUGUGGCCCUCAGUGAUUAUGACCUUGUUCUGGCUGAGGACGAGGAGAUGAACCGAAUGCAUGAAAGCAUGAAACUGUUUGACAGCAUUUGUAAUAACAAAUGGUUUACAGAAACUUCAAUCAUUCUCUUCCUUAACAAGAAAGACCUUUUUGAGGAAAAAAUAAAGAGGAGUCCAUUAACUAUCUGUUAUCCAGAAUACACAGGUUCCAAUACAUAUGAAGAGGCAGCUGCCUAUAUUCAAUGCCAGUUUGAAGAUCUGAACAGAAGAAAAGAUACCAAGGAGAUCUAUACCCACUUCACCUGUGCCACAGACACGAAGAAUGUGCAGUUUGUUUUUGAUGCUGUUACAGAUGUCAUCAUUAAAAACAACUUAAAGGAAUGUGGACUUUAUUGAGAAGCAUGGAUGUUAGUGAAAGUUACUACAGUGUGGAGUGUUGAGACCAGACACCUUUUGCUGUCUCAUGGGGCAGCUACAAGCAUGAACGGGACCAGGGAAUGGCAGCAGCAUGCAGAAUCUUAGCACUCUUUAGCACAAUAUUUUGUAUUAGGGAACUUUUAAUUGACAUGAGAUGCUAAAGUCAGACAUUGGAAUUGGAAGAACUAUAAAGUGUGAUUCGAUCGUCAAGACAUCACUUGGAUUUCUUAAUCUUAAAUGCUUAUGGAAGAUGUGAAGUUGAGGUGCUGCAUUCUAGAACUUCAAUAUGUAGCUUACUCUUUUUUUCCCCCCUUCUUAAACCACCAGUGGUUCAUUUUUAAGGUUUUUUCAUCAAGAGAAGAAUAACUUUACUAAAUUUUAUUUCUUUAUUUGCAAAAGAAUCUUUAUUAAAACACAAACAAUCUUAACUAUGCACAUGAUGUGACCAGAUCAUCUUGAAAAUAUUCCUCUUUAGUAGGAACUCUUUGUUUUUAACUCUUGGUAUGGUCAGAAUAUAAUACUUCCAUAAUUACUUAUAAUUCUUUCCAGUUACUGGGGCUAUAAAUACAACUUUUUAAAUGAAAUUUAUGUUAUUAUCCUGCUCAAAGUACCAUUAUGGUUUCCAUAUGGUAAUUACAUUGGAAAGUUCUGCAAUAAGAUUCUAGUUCUCUCUUUUCUUUAAGCUUAUGGUUGAAGGUUAACCUUGUUUGUGCAGAUUACCAAAUUACUGCUGAUGUAGUAUGAUAAAGUCAGCUUCUUGGAUACAGACACACCCAGGGCAGCUGCCAAUCAGAAAUGCAAAUUGCUAAAUUCCAAACAGAACCAGUGACUUUGCUGCUACAUAUUUACUAAAUUGACCACUUUGAUUCUUGCUUGUUUGUCUCAGUUAUAGGGAGUUUUGUACACGGUGCCUCUUGUUUUCCAUCUUCAUGGCCUUUUCUGUUGAGAAACAUCUAAAGUGUAUUAACAGUGCAUGCUUUUACUUUGUAAAUGUGGUGCCAAAUCCCUGUUUGCCAUCGUUUUUACUGUACCGAUGUUAACUGUAGUAAUCCUUAGUCAGUAUGUUCUUUUGCUGAAACUGUUGCAUUUUGGGACUUUUUUCCACUUUGUCAUGUGUACAUUUUUAAUCUGUUAUAGUUGGCGGCAGUAUUAAAAUGGUGAGUAAAGA
Molecule: messenger RNA, 2975 nt
Organism: Pan troglodytes (chimpanzee)
Lineage: Eukaryota; Metazoa; Chordata; Mammalia; Primates; Hominidae
Gene: GNAI3
Product: G protein subunit alpha i3
Exons: 10
Coding region: 722-1786 (354 amino acids)
Biological process (GO): G protein-coupled dopamine receptor signaling pathway; adenylate cyclase-modulating G protein-coupled receptor signaling pathway
Cellular component (GO): heterotrimeric G-protein complex; cytoplasm
Molecular function (GO): GTP binding; GTPase activity; G-protein beta/gamma-subunit complex binding
Source: RefSeq, a predicted model, not a curated record